GGCUCGAGUCUCGAGUUCUUCUGCUGGUGUUGUGCAGUCAGUCGCCCGUCCACGCGCGCUCCGGCCGGUCGGUGUGUGUUGUCGAGUGAGAACACAGAGAGCGAGAAGCCAGGGCCGAACGAGUACGCCGCCACGCCGCCGCCACCCGGAUAUCCCCAGCCGUUUCCGGCGACGAUGCCGUAGAGAGAAUUGCAGUGUGUGUUGUGCGUCGCGUGGAUUUUCUGCCGCGGUCGGACAUGUGAAGUACAGUGCGGGCCAAAGUGCGCAAUACCAGAGUGCCAGUGACAGUGAGCCCCGGGACCACGAUGCUGACCCGCUACAGGAGCAACUUGGAGAUCUUCUUGUCCCCCGAGAAGCAGAGCGGGGACGGCCCUGCCGCAGACAUGGUGCACGACGAGGAGGUGGCGAAGCGCAUCGGGCCCCCGGACCCCCCCGCAGGCCGGCCCGUGGCGGUGUCGGACCCCUCGGGGGGCCUCUGCGCCGUGCUCACGUGGUCGUCGCCGCCCUACGACGGCGGCCGCUGCGUCGACGGUUACGUGGUGGAGGGCCGGACGGAGAGCGAGACCGCCUGGAGGGUGGUGGCCGAGAGGUGCCACUCGCUGUCCGCGGUGGUGCGGGACCUGGCGCCCGGCCGGCGCCACGUGUUCCGGGUCCGCGCCGAGAACGUCCACGGCCUGAGCGAGCCCAGCGCCGCCUCGCUGGCGUACUGCACGCCCGCGCUCACCGAGUGCGUGGAUGAGCCGCCGCCGCCGCCCUUCGCGCCCCGCGUGGUGGCCGUGGAGCCGCUGGACGGCGGCAAGGACGCCGGCAAGGAGGCGGGCUUCGCGGCGCGCUACGAGCUGCUGGAGGAGCUGGGCAAGGGCCGCUACGGCGUGGUGCACCGCGUCACCGAGCGCGCCACGGGCCACGCGCUCGCCGCCAAGGUGAUCCGCACCAUCAAGGCCAAGGACCGGCAGCAGGUGCACGACGAGGUGGCCAUCAUGAACCUCCUGCGCCACCCCAAGCUGCUGCAGCUGCAGGCCGCCUUCGAGGGCCCCCGGGAGAUGAUCAUGGUCAUGGAGUACAUCUCUGGCGGCGAGCUGUUCGAGCGCGUCGUGGCGGACGACUUCACCCUCACGGAGCGCGACUGCAUCCUGUUCAUGCGCCAGAUCUGCGAGGGCGUCGACUACAUGCACCAGAACCAGGUGGUGCACCUCGACCUCAAGCCGGAGAACAUCAUGUGCCAGACGCGCACGUCGCACCAGAUCAAGCUCAUCGACUUCGGGCUGGCGCAGAAGCUGAGGCCGGACACGCCCGUGCGCGUGCUGUUCGGCACGCCCGAGUUCAUCCCGCCGGAGAUCAUCAACUACGAGCCCAUCGGCACCGAGUCCGACAUGUGGAGCGUGGGCGUCAUCUGCUACGUGCUCCUGUCCGGGCUCUCGCCCUUCAUGGGGGACAACGACGCGGAGACGUUCGCCAACAUCACGCGGGCCGACUUCGACUUCGACGACGAGGCCUUCGACGCCAUCUCGCAGGACGCGCGGGAGUUCAUCAGCGCCCUGCUCGCCAAGCGCAAGGAGAAGCGGCUGACCGCGCGCCAGUGCCUCGAGCACCCCUGGCUGGCCCAGCAGCCCGCCAGCAUGAGCUGCAUCGCGCUCAGCACCGACAAGCUUAAGAAGUUCAUCAUUCGCAGGAAGUGGCAGAAAACGGGCAACGCGAUUCGCGCGCUGGGCCGCAUGGCCACGCUGUCCGCGGCCAGCCGCCGGAACUCCGCCGCCAGCGCCGCCAGCUCCGGCAUGAGCACGCCGAGGCACAGCGUGUCGGCCAGCCCCGCCAGCCCCGUGCUGCCCCGCGCGGUCCUCCUCCUGGGCAAGGAGGACAGCCUGGACGAGGAGCCCGUCGUGGUGCCGCCCAAGGAGGACCCCGCCGAGGCCGCCACCGACGUGCCGGCCGUGGAGGACGCCGCCGUGGAGGAGGCCCUGACGGCCACCUUGCUGCCGCGCGGACGCCUUCGCAGCGAGCGCAGCGACUCGGGCAUCAGCGACUGCUCGUCGGCGUCCUCGCGCCAGCUACCCGCGCCCUCCGCGCUCCUCGGCAAGAAGUUCUCCAUCUCCGAGGAGGUGGACGAGCAGGUCCUAGAGGCCGUCCCCGCCGCGCCUGCACCCAGCAGGCCCACUCACCUGCCGCUAGCCGCAUCCGAGCCGAAGCCCCCGCUUGCUAACCCCAGUGUGUCGAGUGCCGUAACCGCCACCCUCCCCGCCAUCCAUGACGCCAGCACGGUCCACAGGAAGUCUGCCGCGCUGCUGCAGCACCUCGGUUCUAACCCAAGUCUCUCUCCUGCAGCAACAGCAGCUGCCGCCGCAGCCGCCGCAGUCCCCGGUGCCGCAGCGGCCGAGCGCAAGGGCGAUGCCGGCCUCGCUGCUGCAGGCCACUCCCCUCAUAAGGCAGUUGGCGUGAGCAGGGGCAGGGCGGCCAACGGCGUGGCGCCGCGCUCGCCCACCAAGGCCGCCAAGGCCGCCAUGGGCCUGGGCUUCGUCGAGUCCAAGAUCAAGUCCCUGGAGAGCCGCAGCUCGUCCGGGUCGCUGCACGCCGGCACCGCGGUCAAGGCGGUCGUGACGGUCAAGGAGCCCCCGGUGCGCGUCAGCCUUCGCGACACCUGGCGCAGUCCCAGCAGGACGCAGAGCCCUGGCCGGAGGGUGCCAGCGCCGAGCCCCAGCAGGGGCAGGGACUUGGCGCCUAGCCCCCACAGGAGUAGGGACCUGGCGCUCAGCCCCAGCAGGAGCAAGGACUUAGCAGUCAGCCCCAGCAGGAGCAGGAACCUGGCGCUCAGCCCCAACAGGAGCAGGGACUUGGCGGUCAGCCCCAGCAGGAGAGAGGCCCUUAGCCCGAACAGGAGGGACGCGCUGAGCCCCACUCGAAGGAACGACCGGCUGACCCCCAGCAAGAGUCCUGUCAGGAAGGACCUGACCCUGACCCUGAGCGCCAGCCCCAGCAGGAGAGACGCCCUGAGCCCCAGCAGGAGAGCAGGUGCCCCGUCCAGCCAAAGCCCCUCCAGCCCAGACGGCCCCCGGCGCGGCGGCCGAACCAGGCUGUCGCCCGCGGCGUCCCCCACGACGCCGUCCCCGCGGAAGGCGCCCCUGGACACGGGCCUGGGCAGGAAGACUGCAGCCAUCGGCCAGGACUCGCCGCCAAAGUCGCCCACGCUGCGGCGCAUGCUGGCCCCCAACAAGCUGGGCGCGCACAGCGCCGGCUUCCAGAAGACGCUCGAGUUCUGGAACCGGUAGCUGUAGCGCACAUCGCCACGACUGCCGGGACGUGGAGUGAACUAAUUGGCUUGGCUUCUGCUGGGAUUUGAACCCGUGAUUGUUACCGGCACUGGCUCAGACGUGUUUGACUCUAUCUGGUGUGCAAGGGAACGGGAAACUAGUUGAGGUUCAAAUCCCAGCAGAACAGUGCAAAUUUUUCCUAUCUUGUGAUUUGAAAUAAUUAAUAAUUGCUGACCUUUACUUUUAAGAAUCACUUUUUAAGAUCUAACGAUUUGAUUAUUAUGUUAUUUGUUUUUAUUACGAGUGACCUGUAAAUAAGGAGUGUGUUUGACGUUGUAUCCGCUGUAUGCCUUUCUCUGUGACAUUUAGUAAAGUUUAUUUAGAUUUA
Molecule: messenger RNA, 3633 nt
Organism: Thrips palmi
Lineage: Eukaryota; Metazoa; Arthropoda; Insecta; Thysanoptera; Thripidae
Product: calcium/calmodulin-dependent protein kinase type II-like
Exons: 9
Coding region: 306-3263 (985 amino acids)
Biological process (GO): intracellular signal transduction; positive regulation of apoptotic process; protein phosphorylation
Cellular component (GO): nucleus
Molecular function (GO): protein serine/threonine kinase activity; protein binding; ATP binding
Source: RefSeq, a predicted model, not a curated record